AGGCUACCCGUCAGGAAUGGGAUCACGUGAUGGAGUGGGGCGGUCGAACUAAGCCAUUUUGGGGACUGUGUCAGUUUGCACUGAACCAUCAGGCACUGUGUUUUUCAGAUCGCCGUGCAGGAGAUCCACGCCUCUGGAAUUUACCAUUUAUGAGCGUAAUCUGUGGAUUUAUCUGUGAUUCAAAUCGGAAAGUGUCGGCAAAGAGUGAGUUACGUUAUUGGGCAAGAAGGCCACAAUGAACACGGCGGAGAAACGUUAGAGCCAUUGACAGCGUCUGCAGCUCAUUCCAAGAUGGCCGCUUCGGUAGCAUUCAUUUUUUGCUGAUCGACUCUCAAGUUUCAUUGUCUACCACAACAAAGCUUAGAAACCAUCGGCAAAUAUACUUGAAAAGACAACAGCUCCGUUUCCAGUACAUAGUGUGUUAAAUAGGUCCGCGAACUCACAUGACAAUGCACCGAACAACAAGAAUCAAGAUAACGGAGCUAAAUCCUCAUUUGAUGUGCGUUUUAUGUGGAGGAUACUUUAUUGAUGCGACCACCAUUGUCGAAUGUUUGCAUUCAUUCUGCAAAAUGUGCAUUGUGAGGUAUCUGGAGACCAGCAAAUAUUGUCCUAUUUGUGAUGUCCAAGUUCAUAAAACAAAACCUCUCCUCAAUAUCAGGUCAGAUAAGACCCUUCAAGACAUUGUGUACAAGCUGGUGCCUGGUCUGUUCAAAAAUGAGAUGAAACGAAGGAGGGAUUUUUAUGCUGAGCAUCCAGUUGAUGCUACUAAUGGUUCUAAUGAGGACAGAGGAGAAGUUGCAGAUGAAGACAAGAGAAUCAUCGCAGACGAUGAGAUCAUCAGUCUGUCCAUUGAGUUUUUUGAUCAGAACAAAAAGAUCAGGCUUGACAGUAAAGAUGGAGAAGAAAAAGAAACCACAAAAGAGGUGAAUGUAAAGCGGUACUUACAAUGCCCCGCGGCUAUGACAAUAAUGCAUCUCAGAAAAUUUCUCAGAAGUAAAAUGGAUAUACCAUGCACCUUUCAGAUUGAAGUUAUGUAUGAAGACGAGCCUUUGAAAGAUUAUUAUACUCUUAUGGAUAUUGCUUAUAUCUACACAUGGAGAAGGAAUGGGCCCUUGCCAUUGAAGUACAGAGUUAGGCCUGGCUGCAAAAAAAUGAAGUUGAGCAACCCAAGGGAUAAUAUGAUCGGCGGCAGAAGGCCUGAUAUAGAAAGCGAUUCCAACAGUGACAAACCAAACAGCCCGACUGCUGCUGCCGCCCCAUCCACAUCCUCCUCUCUGCCCAGCCCGAGCACUCCUGUCCAUUCUUCACAUCCCAGCUUCCCCCAUAUCUCCACCGUCAAUGGAGUCUCUGCCAAAACGGUCCACAAUGGCCAAACUCCUUUCAGCAGCAAAGUCUGCAAAACUUCUCAUAAUGGCUCCAACUGUCUUGGGUGACUUGCUUGUGGAUCCCAAAGCCAAAAACCCCUUGCAAACAGAGCUGUGAUGUAGAUGCUUUCUUUAUAAAACACCUCUUCAAUUUUUUAUAUCAUUUUUAAAUAUAUUUGUUUUGUCACCACGUGUGAAAAACUUUGUAACAGCGUUGUUUGUGUUAUAUUUUGUAUUAAUUGCUAUGGCGUGACUAAUAUUGUGAAGAGUACUGGAGGGAAACUCGAUAAGAAGGAGAAUGUAUCUAGAUGUUUUUAUAAACUCUGUCUUGUUUAGAUUAGAACAUCAGUGUAUAUAAAUCAUUUACUUUUCCGUGAAAUCUUCAAUAAAACACGUGGCGGCACGCGCAGUGUUUGAUUAUGCAGAUUUUACAACAAACCUACAUUUGCAAAGGGCAGGAAUGCAGCAGCUUCAGUAUUGUAUUGGAAAAACACAGAAAGUGUUAUAAAAAAUAAAUAAAAUAUCUGCUAUCUUCAUGCUCGUCAUAUAAGUUGAGAAGUGUUUUUUUUUUCUUGAUGCGUCAUCACGCGAGGAGAGAAGACUCCGUACAGACUUAAGUUCAGAUAGUAGCCUAUUUCUUGCUCUGGCUUUUUGUUCAAGCGGUUAUUUGUUAAAGCCAGUGUGUCAUUUACUGUUGUACAAUAUGAAACAUUUGCCUUAAUAAACAUUUUACUUUUUUCAAAAUUACUAAA
Molecule: messenger RNA, 2116 nt
Organism: Carassius gibelio (silver crucian carp)
Lineage: Eukaryota; Metazoa; Chordata; Actinopteri; Cypriniformes; Cyprinidae
Product: polycomb complex protein BMI-1-B-like
Exons: 11
Coding region: 444-1433 (329 amino acids)
Biological process (GO): negative regulation of transcription by RNA polymerase II
Cellular component (GO): PRC1 complex
Molecular function (GO): promoter-specific chromatin binding
Source: RefSeq, a predicted model, not a curated record